This is a messenger RNA of Ooceraea biroi (clonal raider ant), 4552 nucleotides long. RefSeq names its product Leucine rich repeat protein windpipe (gene wdp). The record is from RefSeq and is a predicted model, not a curated record. Gene Ontology annotation, molecular function: protein binding. Gene Ontology annotation, cellular component: plasma membrane. NCBI's taxonomy places the organism in Eukaryota, Metazoa, Arthropoda, Insecta, Hymenoptera, Formicidae.
ACCGCGGUAGUAGUGGGGUCGUCGUCGUGUCGCCGGCAUCAGGAGAAGCGUGGCGUGGAGCGUGAGUUGGUAGGCCUGGCCCGUAAGCGAGAGACCGGAGUCGUGGCCUGUCAGAGUCCACAGUCCUAACUCGGCCUCAGGCUGCGAUAGAUCGUAUCUACUGCGGCUUCGAUACCUGCCGCGGAGCAGUCAUCCGAAUCUCGCGCGAGGAAUCGCGAUUGGCGAGUGGCGCAACCGGGGACCAUCCCCUCUCCCUCUUCUGUCCUGUUCCUUUUCGCCGGCCUGAUCCUUUACCGAUCUCGACUGAUCGCGAGUGACCGAACGACCUUCGAGUAGUAGCAGUUCGAAACAUCCCUCGUGGGUGACCGCCCAUCUCACCCCGUCACAGAAAUUUUCCUUGUCCUCGCCGGUCCUCGCGUUACCGAUCUUCUGCCGAUCGUCAUCGGACAAGUGAACGCGCGAGGGCGGAUUACCACGAUCGCGUUCGUGAGAGAACGAGAUAUCGGGAUACUAUUACGGGAGAUGCCCUCGACAUCACGGUGUUGUCAAGACCACGUCUGAGCGAACGAGUUAUAAAUCAGAUCGAAAGAUGCAGACAGCACCGCCUCUGUUGUCGUUCCUCCUGAUUCUGCUGUAUCAAUCAGGAUCGACCCAUGGACUUUGCAAUCUGGACAACGACACCGCAGUAUGGUGCCACAAACUGGAAGACCUCAAGACGAUCGACACGCAGAAUCUGGAAUAUCUGAAGAUCUUGAAUGUGCAGGACACUUUAGUCCCGGAUCAGUUUAGCAAUUUGGACAACCUUAAACAUCUGGAUCUGUCUAAUGGCGACUUAAAGAACAUUGAGCCGAGAAGCUUUCGAACGUUGAACAAUUUGAGAAGUCUGAAUCUCGGUGAUAACCACAUCGAGGACCUGGAACUGUCCUCCUUGGAAGGUCUGAUUCACCUGCGGAGCCUGAAUUUGCGUAGGAAUGCUAUCCGGCAGCUGCCGCCUGCAUUGGCACGUCUCAAGAGCCUCAAGCAUCUGGAUAUCCACAGUAAUCCGCUUCAGUGCAACUGUGCUACCCUCAAGGUGCGUGAUCUUAUCGUGCAGAGGGGCGUGACCGUGUCGAAGAAGGUCGUAUGCGCAGGACCCGGUAAUAUGAAGGGCACAUCACUGAUGAAGCCAACCGCGGCAAUCAUUUGCAGCUUCGAGCAGCAGGAUCGAGAAAUGCAAAACGAUCAAGCCCACGAGGGCUCCGGGACGGAUCUAGAAUCCGAAGAUGUAUUCGAUCAACUGAACGAGGAAGACGAGGAAGAAGAGGAGGAGGAGGAAAAGGAGGAGAAAAAUGAGAAGGAGAAGGAUGAAAAGGAAGAGGAGGACGAGUACGUGGAGGUCAACAACGGCACCUCGGAGAAACCGAAAGAGCCGGAGAUCGAGACGCCUUUCCCAACGGGAGAUUCCACGACAAAAUCCUCCGCGUCCAUUGUCUCAUCGAAGGAGAUUGCAUCCGUGACAACCACAAUGACGAAUUCCUUGCAACGUACCACCGAAGAUGAGAUCUUCUUCGACAGUGAUGAGAAGAAGGAGCACACGUCCACGAUAUCGUCCGAGACAUCGCGGAAGGACGAUAACUUCAAGGAUGGCUUAUUUUACCCAACGUCGAGCUCGGGUGAUGGAGACGAUGGUUCCGGCGAAGGGUCUGGCGCCGGCUUCUCACAUUACGACGAGGAAAAAACUGAAAAGGAAGAUAACGAGGAACCGUCAUUCUUCUCGGGAACCAGUAUAUUGGACGCGUUCUUUGGUUUACUGGGAACUACAGCGGCUCCGACAAAGACCAAAGUCCCGGAGCUCGAGGAGGAGCAGUUUAUAGAUGCGUCGUCCACUGAGGUGGCCGUCAAGGAGACGAUCGUACCGAGCAAGAGCCAUCCUGUUGAAUCAGAUAAAGGUGUUACCACGAACAUCCCGAUACCGGUCUCGAUAGGCAACAGCGUAGAGGUAUUGAAAUCCGCCAGCACGGAUGGCGAGUCCAAGUCGGGCAACGUGAAGGCCGAGGUGGACAGCUUGAAUGAUGAGCAGGCCAACACGUCUCUGGCCAAGCAGUCCAAGAAGGGCAUGGGCUCGUACGUCGUUCUGGGGAUUCUGCUCGCUGUCGUCGCGGGAUUGAUCGGCUUCGCCGCGUACAGGGGCAAGCUGUGCAACAAGAAGAGGAAACGAAGCGACGUGGAGAACGGCACCGAGCUGAAGGACAUGCAGAAAUCCCUGCUUCCGGAUGCCGGAAAUGCCACUCAACCGAAAAUCGCUUCCAACGGGAACACCGAGAGCGUUCCUCUCGUGGAAGGCGCCCCCGAUGGCGAGGACGCAAAGGCCGACAAGAUUCGCAGCGACGAUCAUCAGACCCAAGAAGCCCCGAGGUCUCUCAACGGUAUCGCUGAUCAUGCGGAUCCCGUGAAACCUCCCAGGAAGCUGAUCACGCAAGACGAGCAGAAGAACGAGGAGAGGCCUCGCGUGGACGUGAAUUCUCUGCGGGAGAAUUUCUUGGCAGGCGGAAUCAGCCCCAUGCAGCCCUUCGAGUCAUCGGUGGCUGCGAUGAACAAUGGGCCAACGACGCACGGCAUCUCGGAGCCCAACGGGCCGCCGCUCAGCCCUGGUGCGCAGAGAGUGAAGAUCACCCUGCAGGAGAUUCCCGACAGUGUGCCAAAGACGCCCAUACUCAUCACGCGAACGAUGGCUGGUGAGAAUCUAGUCAAGACGCCAUGAAGCAGUGCCCAGAGGAGAGUCUACGCGAGAUAACAUUACGAACGUUACGAUCGUCGAUCGACACCAACGUGCUCGUGUGUUGAACGAGAUGCGGGAGACGAAAUACACGUGACGCAAAAGGGGGAGAGAGGUUCACGUCGGCGAACGAGUGCGUCCCAGACGUGAUUAAUAAUGACGCCGUUGUUCCUUAGGCCUUACGCGUAGGGGGCCUUCCCCCGCGAUGGACUUUCGUGAUAAGAAAAAUUACCGUGUCCAGAGACCACACACGCGCCGACAGUAGCAAGGGACACUAUUGUUUCCGGCAGGAAGCUGAACAUGUGCAAUAGUCGGCCUGUACGGUUUGUAAUCUCGAGCCGCUUCGUUGAACAAUCGGACGCGCGUUGUACGUCGGGAACUUUAUAUGUAUAUAUUUGCUGAAACUGCACUUGUGCAGAAAUGUCUUGUGCUGCGUACUUUUCCUUGCUUAACAUUAUCUUAUCCAAGCAGUUUUUAAUUCCUGAUGUAUUAAAUAUAUGAGUGACCAAAAUUAAAAUUAGAAAUUUAUUUAAAAUUAAAUUCAACUAAAAUUAAGUCUAAAAUUCUUCGUUAUACGUAAUUCCAUUUUUGAAAGCGGAUUAUUAAAAUUUUAUUAUUUUUAUCUCGUAUAAUUGUUCUUGUCUGCUAUCUAGAUAUUAUUUUAAUUGACGCUUCUCUCAAAAGUGGAGAAAAUAGAGAUCUAGAACACUCGACAUCACGACUGUAAAGAUCCGCGGGUGGAGGAACGUCCGAAGUUAACUAUAGUGCACUAGUCAGUCUUCCUAACGGAUCUCGCGUGUCCUGCAAGCGCCAGAGCGGGGACCUCGAGUAUCCCGAGUAUUCGUUAUCGCGCGAGAUUGCAUCGCGAGGAUCCUUGGAUCACUCGAGGAUCGGUAACGCAUGCUGCACGUUAGCGAGAGAAACCGGGAGCAUUCCAGUUCUGCCAUAUUUUUCUACGAGAGCUUUGUUGAGGAUUAUAUACUUCGUCGGUCUUGCGCCGUUCUUCGGCAAAUCCGCAGAUUGUUUGCCUAUACGAAAUGGCGUGUCUUGUAAUUUUAGCGCGGCGUUUUAAGGUACACACAUGUUCAUGCGACUAGACGUGAGAAAUUUGUAAUUCAACGAGGAGGAAGUAUGAGGAAUCACCUUUGGGUGACGACUUACCAGACGGAGUUGCGAAGAGUUGCAACUGCUUAGAGAGCGAUUUGACGCCACACAGCUAUGGGACUCAUUAUCCACGUCGGAGGCGAAAUAUAUACGUAAUAAUCCCUUUAUCACGUUAUUCCUUGUGCGGAUACGAUCCCUUCCCGACUGGCGAUUACUUCGCGAUUGCGCGAAAGACAAAAACCUUUCAGGAAGACGGCGACUUGCGUUUCAUAUGCGUUAUUAACAUAUUUAUUCGCUGCGCACGGCGCGGAUUAAUGCGGGGCUCCGCGAAGGAGACGUACGCGUAACGCUCGCUCCGUGGACGUUGAUCGUUGAUUAUCAGUCAAAUGGACGCGUCACAAUCACAGUUGUCCUCGGAGUGACGAAGCGCCACGACAGGCUAUCGUAUUAUCGUAAUAUAUCGACAACGUUUCACAUAUGAUUCUCCAAGCCAAAUCUGUCGAAUGCCGCAUAAGACGUAUAAGAUUUAAUUUUAAGAUAACGCGGAUCCCGUUAGAUCGACUUGUCCUAGGCGAUAUGCAUCGUCGGAUUUAAUUAGGGAAAUGCGAUAAAGUAAGCAGCUCGGUGAAGAUUGAAAGACUUUAUUUAUAUGUUCAGUCUUUGAUCAAUAAAGAGAGAGUGUUAUUUUGUUGA